This is a messenger RNA of Coccinella septempunctata (seven-spotted ladybird), 2181 nucleotides long. RefSeq names its product probable chromo domain-containing protein LHP1. Gene Ontology annotation, biological process: negative regulation of transcription by RNA polymerase II; chromatin organization. Gene Ontology annotation, cellular component: pericentric heterochromatin. NCBI's taxonomy places the organism in Eukaryota, Metazoa, Arthropoda, Insecta, Coleoptera, Coccinellidae. The transcript is spliced from 6 exons. The coding region runs from base 162 to 1148 and encodes 328 amino acids. The record is from RefSeq and is a predicted model, not a curated record. Gene Ontology annotation, molecular function: chromatin binding.
CAAUUUUAUGUUGGUAUACCUGUAACAACUAGCGUUGUUGAUGUUGCCAAAAAGUAUUUUCUUAAAAUUAAAAUUAAAACAAUCUUGAAAACUAAAUCUAUACAAUAUUGUGGCUAUUUCUUAUUCGUAUUCGAUUCAGCGAUUUUCACAGCACGUUCAUUAUGAAAAGAAGAUCUGGUAAUUGGAACAAGUCAAAUACUUCGCAGGGAUCGGGUACCGACGCUGAAGAAUCAAAUAGUUUUACCAGUGAAGACGAUAACCAAGAGAACGGUGAUGACUCUUCGGUAGACCUAGAGCCGAAAGAGAAACGAAGGAGAACUAAAGGCAAAAAGGACAGUUCUCCAGAGAAGAAAUCAAUUGCUCCCAAGAAAAGGCCAACGAAAGGAAGGAAAACCAAGGAAUCUGAACCUGAAAAUGGUAAAAAUGACAACAAAGAUGUCAGCGAAGAAGACAAUGAAGAAGAAGUUACUAAAAAAAAUGUUGAGAAGAAGUCAGGAAGGGGUCGUAAAUCGAAGGAGAAGCAAGCUCCUAAACAAGAUUCAGAAGAUAAAAAUGAAGAGGAAGAGGAUAGUGGACUGAAUGAUGAAGAGGAAGAGUAUGAGGUGGAAUCGGUAGUUGACGAAAAAACAAUCAAGGGUAUUCGCUAUUAUCUCAUUAGAUGGAAGGGCUAUGGCGAAGAAAGUGACACUUGGGAACCUGCUUCAACACUCAAUUGCCCGGAAGCGCUUCAAGAAUAUAGAAAGAAAAAAUCCAACACUAAAAGUCCUGGCGAUAAAUCUAAAAAAGUUGCUGCAAACAAGGUCAAAAAAACACUUGAACCCCAGGAAUGGGAUGAAAAUGAAGAUUUUGAAGUUGUUCGAAUUCUUGACGUUCACUUCAAAAGAGAUGGAAAACGGGAAUUCCUGGUUGCCUGGAAAGGAUUUUCUCAGAAAUAUGACAGUUGGGAACCUGAAGAGAAUAUGAAUUGCAAGGACCUGAUUGAAAAAUUUUUGAAAAAAUGUAAUCAGGCUAAAGAAGCAAACCCAAAGGAAUUGAGGGUUAUGAGGAAAACAACCGAUCGGUUCACAUUGUCCACAAAUGAUACUGGCAGAAGACUGAGUAAAAGGAAUCAAGGAAAGCAGAGGGUCCAUUACCAUGAUGCUGAGUGAGAUACAGAAUCACUUGUAGUACAUAAAAGUACUUCAAUCCAUUUCAUAGUAAUAAGUAAAUGUUAUAUAAGGUAUAAAUACACAAGAUUAUAUAUCAUGGGGAAUAAAGAAUUCUCAAGUACAAAAAUUGAAUGUAAAUCUUUAUCAUUGUGUUAAUUGUAAAGAAAAUAUUUAUAUUUAUUAUAGAGGGUUAUAUUUUCAUGUCGCCCGGAGUUAUUUCACGAUGUAGCAUAAGAUAAGGGUUGGUUUUUGCUGACCAGUAACUUAUUCCCUUAUCCCUAACUCUGGAAGUAAACUUGAAAUUUGCAGGAUUUUGGAUGUUGAACUUAGGGAAUAAGUUACGGGCCAGCAUAAACUAACCCUGAGUGAGUAUACAUUUAUGUUGAAAAAAAAGUAUUGGAUUAUCUUUUUAAGUUGAAUUUUUUGAAUAUUUUAUUGUCCAUGUUCAAGUUCAAAUGUUGAUAUUGGUGAGACUGAAUUUUCUGAAUAUAUUCUGAUUUGUUCUUGAUUCGCUUUUUGGUUGCAUACUAGGUUGUUUGAAAUUUCUACAUAUUGUGGCGCAGGGUUGAGGUUUUUCAUAUUCAUUCCACUUUCUUCAUCCCAAGCAUUUGUGGGCCUGAUGUAAUCAGGCUGUUUUUUAUAGGGUCUGUUUUCUGACAGUAAAGUGAGGGACGUUUUCCUGAGCAUGUGAAAAUUUUUUCUUGAUAAUAGUUGGACUGUAAAGAAGAUUAGGUACAAUUGCAGCUUUUGUUAUUCACGUAUCUUUUUCAAAAAUAUAUGCAGUCUUUGGUGAUAUGUGGGAAACGGUGUUUUCUUCAGAGAAUCUGUAAAUAUAAAGAAGUUUCCAUAAUUCAAUAUGUAGAUAUUUUAUUAUUCAUGUGCUAUUAUUACCACAGUUAUCAAAACCUGGAAUAUAAUCUUGUGUGAGCUAGUUCUUUGAUGUGUAUUAUUUCAUCAUUAAAGUUAUAUAUCACAUGAAGUUUAUUUGUAGACCAAUAUUUCUUGUGCAAAAAUACAUUAUAUCUUGAUUUUA